AUGAUGGAUAAGAAUAGUAUUGAUGCUACAUUGAGUAGUAAUCAACAAACAACAUCGCCUAUAUUGCAACAACAACUCUAUCAGCAGCAAUUGCAACAACAACAACAACAGUUACACGAAUUCAGUCCAGAGAAUAGCAAUGAUUUCAAAUCUGAAAAAUUAUUCUACAAGCAAUGGCAAUUCCCACAACAACAACAGCAACAGCAACAACAGCAACAACAGUUACCUCCGCAUCUACAACAGCAGUUACAACAACAACAGCUAUUACAACAACAACAACAACAGCAAUCAAAUCAAUAUUCAAUUGAUGACGUUAAUAUACUAUCAAAUUUCAGUUUUAUAAUCUCUCAGCAAAUUAAUAAUCUUCUAUCGUUGCUCUCAAAGAAAUCAUAUAAACAAAUCUAUACCGAUCUAUCACAGAUUAUUAAUCAAUAUGGAGCACAAGCAGAAGUAUACUUGUUUAGAAUACUUGUAGAUACCAUUGAUUUUAGAGAUCAGAAGAAUCAACAAAAGGAUGUCUUUAAGAUUCACUUGUUCAGAGAUGAGUUCUCGCGAUUAAUGAAACAACCAAACUUUACCAGUAUACUGUGCAAGGCGCUUGAGGGCGUCGACAACCUCAACAUGGAUUUCCUCACUCUAUUUUCUCAGAAACUAAAUUUAACACCACCACAAGAGAUUCUCUUGGGUCUAGCCGUUUCUCAAUCUUUAAAUAUUCAAUCAAGAGAACAAGGUGAAAAGUACUUGAAUCAUGUAUUGUCACAAACAAAUAUAAAAUCACUACCAGAGAAUGUCUUACAUCAAUUAUUAUAUAAAGUUAAUAUGCAAGAGUUGAACAGCCACAGCAAUAACAACAAUAGCGGUCAACAACAACAAUCUGAAAUACUAAAGUAUAUCCAACCACUCUAUCCACCCAAUCCAUCGCGUGUCUUGGCACCCUAUCUUCCCAAUGAUGUCGCCUCCUCACCGAAUUCCAAGAGAUCACAAGAUGCCUUGAUUGCCAGGCUAUUCACAACAACAACAACAUCAUCCACAUCAUCAAACAACAAUAACAACAACAAUAGCGCAACAAAUAAUUAUAAUUAUGGAUCAUUCCCACUUCCAUAUCAAUUACUUCAAAGUUUUAAGGGAACAUCAUCUUCUUCACCCUCGAUAUUGAAGGAGUUGCUCCAACCCUAUCCAAAGUUGGUGGAGUCUGACCUUGCCCAGUGUAUCGGUAUGAUGGCCGAGAAUAUUUCGCAUCCACUGACAUCGACAACCGGUGGUGCUGACAGCUCGACUCCACUCGUGCCAUUCCUAUCGUUUGCCACCUCUUCCAAUGGCGGCACCAGCUCGACUCCGUCGGCAACUACCACAGCCACCACCCCGACUGCAUCAGGAGCAGCAGCGGCAACUACCACAGCCACUCCCUCUCCUUCGCCAGCUGCAACAUCAUCAUCAGCGACAGCAACAACUACAAGUGCGACAACUUCAAACCCAUCGCCUUCGCUAGCCAACAACAAUGACAGUGACCCAUCGGACGCGUCACCUCUCAAGUCCGCAUGGAACUACGCGGUGUUUGUCGACGUUGUCAAAGAGUUGUAUCCAUCGAUCGACUGGUCCCUGGUGAUAAAGGAACUCGACUAUCCAGAGUUUGUGUUGCACGACCAGCGUGGUCUCACUCUGAUCCUAGCUAUCUUUAAGCGCGCCACCAACGACAAGUUCCCUGUGCACUAUAUCCUCGAUAACAUCUGGAAAAAUUCACACGGACAGAUCUCUUUCCUCAAGGUUGCACUCCAGUCGGACUUCCCAUUCCACUUUUCACAAAAGAAGCGCAUCGAAUACAGCGCUCUUGGCAAGGUGUCGCAGACCGUUGCACACUGGAACUCAUUGUCGCUCAUCGAGAUCCUCUUGAACCUCUCGGAGCUCGAUCAGGAUCACUACUCCAAAACCAGAUCACUCUUUGAUUAUCCAUUGAAACAUUGUCCAGAGUUAUUGCUAAUGGGAUUAUCAAGUUUAUCUGACAAGAUGAAUAAUCUAUUAUUUAGAGAGUUAAUUCUAUUGUUAUUCCAUACUUUGUUAUUCAAUCAUAACUACCAAGUACAUAUUUCACAGCUUUGGAAAGAAUGUCCAAAUAUUGUUGUAUGUGGUAUGUCCGAUAUCUAUCAAAAAGAUCCAUCUUAUUUAUCAAGACUAUUGGAUGUUGCACAAGAAUUAAAAAUUCUUACACAAAUGUUGACAUACAAGACAUAUCCUUUCAUUAUUGAAUUGGCAGUGUUGGCUAGUCAAAGAGAGUUCUUGUUCUUGGAGCGAUGGCUCGAGGAAAGAAUGAAGGAAGACGUCGAGUUUGUCAGGGAAUGUACCAACUUUUUGUCGGACAGAAUCGACAAUCAGUCCGAACCGAAUCAUAUCUCAAUAUCAUCGUCGAUAUUGAUGUCUUUCUACAACACGUUGAUUGACAAUGUCGAGUCGUUCCCACCCGAUAUCUCGAAUGCCAUCAAGAGCAUCAAUCCCAACUUUGGUGACAUGCUCGCAAUGUCCGGUCCAAACUCCACCACCGGCAGUGGAUCAUCCGCAACAUCCGACAAUAUCACAUCGUCCGAACGUCGUUUCCCAGAGGACGUCGAAGAGGAAACCAACCUCUACUUUAUUAAACUCUAUGGAGAAUCGAUCUCUGUCGACCAAAUCAUUACUACCCUUAAAGAAUAUAAGAAUUCUCAAAACACAAGCUUUGGUAUUACCGCACUGAUUUCGUUUGCCACUAGACUUGUGGAGUGGCCACAAUACUGGGCUCAGCUAUGCUCUAUCGAUCACUUUAAGAACUACUCGAAUGGUGACCUCGUCAAGCAGAUCAAUGCUAUCAUCGAAUCGAGCGAUCUUCCCAAGAGCUCUGAGUUCCAACGCACUAUGUCUGGCAGUAACUUGCCAUCCACCAACAUUCCACUCCAGCAGAUUCAAGAUGCCGAUAGCUACAACUUUGAGUCGCCAGAUGACAAGUCAAUGUACGUUCAAGUAUCGUCGGACACUCAACAAUCCAGUCAGCAACAACACCAACAUUCAUCUAGCAGCAAUUCCACAGGAAGUAAUUCCACUGUUUCUAGACAACACUUUGCCUCGCAACAACAGCACCAGCAACAGCAACAACAACACCAACAAAAAGGUGGAAGUGGUGGUGGUGGUGGUGGCGGCGGAGAUGACGACGAUGAUAAUAACAACAACAAUCCAAACUAUCCAGGUGGUCACAAGAACGCAUCUAACGAUCACAAGAAGAAUGCCAAACCAGAGAAGAAAUCAAGUGAAGCCGAAGAGUAUUCCAGUCUCCCAAUUGGUACUCUCGUUAGUGCAUCCAAGGAGAUUGUCCAACCUGAAGAAGCCAUCAAGGAUAAGAUGUUCUUUAUUAUCAACAAUGUUUCCAUGUUCAAUCUCGAUGCCAAAGUCAAGGAGAUGAAAGAUAUUCUCAAGUCCGAGUUUUAUGACUUUUUGGCACAAUAUCUCGUGGUGAAGCGUGUCAGUAUUGAACCAAACUUCCACAAUGUAUAUCUUCACUUCUUGGAUCGUAUGAAUAUUCCAGAUCUCUACCAACAGAUCUUAUAUUUCACUCAUCAGAAUAUCCAUACUUUGUUAAAGUCUGAGAAGAUCAAAGCAGACUUGACAGAGCGUACGUUGUUGAAGAACUUGGGUGGUUGGCUUGGUCUUUUGACACUUGCCAAGAACAAACCACUGCUCCAAAAGUUCUUCUCACCCAAGGAUCUACUGGUGUAUUCCGUUGAUAAUGGAAUAUUGAAUGCGGUGGUUCCAUUCGUUGCGAAGCUACUCGAGAGUUGCAUGCAAUCACGUGUUUUCAAACCACCUAAUCCAUGGGUAAUGGCUAUUGUCCGUCUGAUGGUGGAAAUCUACAAUCUCAAGGAAUCGAAAAACAAUAUCAAGUUUGAGAUUGAGCUGUUGUUUAACAAUCUAAAGUUGGAGAUGAGCGAGGUCAAACCAUCGACACUCAUCAAAGAUAAGCGUGAGGAAGCACUGCGUCUCGAAGAGCAGGAGAAUAACGAUCGUAUGCGCCACAAACAACAUCAACAGCCUUCCGCACCAGAGUUGCUCCAGAAUAUCGCGCAGUACAUCCAGUACAAUCCAUCGAUCAUCACUAUCGCCCAGAUGCCACUCUUUAAAAAGGUGGUACCCAUGGCUUUUGAGCGAGCGAUCAAGGAAAUCAUUCAACCGGUUGUAGAGCGUUCCGUUGCCAUCGCCGUCAUCACAUCGAAAGAGUUGGUCAGCAAAGACUUUGCCACUGAAGCCGACGAGAAGAAGAUGAAGAAGGCAUCACAUCUUAUGGUUCAAAAUUUGGCUGGCAGUCUUGCACUUGUCACCUGUAAGGAUCCAUUGCGUGUCGGUAUGUUGACUCACUUGCGUUCCUUCCUUCAAUCGACAAGCGAUCCACUUCCACCACAACUGGAACACGCCAUCACCACUGUUUGUGCUGACAAUCUUGACUUUGCUUGUUCCAUUGUCGAGCGUGCUGCCACCGACAAGGCAGUGGUCGACAUCGAUGGUGUUCUUUCUUCCAGUUACAAGGAUCGUCAGAAACACAAGGAGAGUGCAGGUCAACAACCAUUCUUUGAUAUGGGAUAUCUCACUACCACCAUAUACAACAACUUGCCAGAGCCACUCCGUCCAAAACCAGGAGGAAUCCAACCAGAUCAAUUCCGUGUCUAUGAAGACUUCCUCAAUCUCUCGCAUCACACCAAUAUCGCCAUGGCACAGUCUACCGACAAUGAGACCGCACCUGGCAUCGUUGGAAGUAUUCAACAAUCGUUGUCUGCAUCACCACCUCCAAACAUGAUGAAUAUGCCACAACACAUGUUGCCACCACAACAGCAACAACAACAAGGAGGUCCAACUCUCUCGAAUGCCGACCUUCUCGAGAAGUUUGGUUAUCUCUUGAAUGAUGUCGAUAAGGUCAUCAUGAGAGUACUCGCCACCAACGCCAAGAUCGAAUUUGAGUUACUCUACACCGUUGUCCAACAGAUGUAUUCAUUGUUGAUUCCAUCACAAGCACAAAUCGAAUUGGUACAAGCAUUUGCUCAAAAGUUGUUCACCCGUUUGUGUGACCCCGACAAGGCUCACAUCUAUGAGUUCUACUUUGAACUUCUCGAAGUUCUCCGUGAUUGGGAGGGACCAAAGGUUGUCAACACUCUCACCUCAAUGCUGCUCUACUCACAGCCCGACAAGAAGUUGAAUCGUAUCUUGGUGGCAGGAUUGAUUAUCCAUCAGUUGAUCAAUGUCAACGAAUACGACCAGCAGUUGGCCAUUAUCAUGAUGGAUCCACAGAGAGCUGCACAAGUCAUUGAGUUUGCUGUAAACUUGUUGCGUUUCACCGUGCUCGAGAAUCCAUAUGCCGUCUCAUCGGAGUUUGUAUGCAUCACUGAGAUUCUCUCCAAGAUUGCUCAACGUUCGCCAUCAGAGAUCCUUAUCAAGACCAUCGAGGAUGUCAAGAGCAUGCCAAAGGAAGAGAAGAAACGUAGAAUCUCUCGUAUCAAACAAGAGGAGCUCAAUAGAGAUCCACCAGGUUUGAAGGAUGCUACCAUCUCUUUGUUCCAAGACUGGAUUAUCUUCUCGUCGACCAACAGCGAACACAAGAUGCACAUUCAAUAUUUGGCACAGGUUCUCAAUCUCAACAUGAUGAAGAACGAACUCUACUUCCAGAAAUUCUUUAGACUUGCCCUCGAGUGGUCUAUCGAAAAGUAUCAAGCCAGUGUCAGUGAACAAUUGGCAUCGCCAUACAUUGAGAUCGAUGCACUCUGCAAAUUCGUUGUGCUCAUGGUUAAGCAUGGUGAUCCAACUCACUUGAGUACACUCACCAAGGUUCUUGCUCUCUUGAUCAAGGUAUUGACCAAAGACUAUGAGACCAAUGUCCAACGUUUCAACCAACGUCCAUACCUCCGUAUCUUUGAGAACCUCAUUACCGAUCUUACAGCCCCAGAUCCCGUCUUGGAGCAAGUUUCCACACCAAUCCUCUAUUGCUUUGUUAAUGCACUCGCCACAUUGCAACCACUCAAGUAUCCAGGAUUCUGCUUUGCUUGGUUGGAUCUCAUUUCUCACCGUUCAUUCCUACCAAAGUUGCUUUCAAAGCCACAACAAAAGUCAUGGUUCCACACAUUGUUGAUCCAACACUUUAAGUUUAUGGACCCAUUCCUCAGAGGUGUAGAUGUCAGUGAACCAACAAGAUUCCUCUACAAGGGAACUUUGAAGAUUCUUUUGAUUCUUCUCCAUGACUUCCCAGAGUUUUUGUGCGAGUUCCACUUUAGCUUCUGUGAUGUCAUUCCAACCACUUGCAUCCAGUUGCGUAAUCUAGUACUUUCUGCAUUCCCAAGAAAUAUGCGUCUGCCAGAUCCAUUCACUCCAAAUCUCAAGGUUGAUUUGCUCCCGGAUAUCAAUCAACCACCAAAGAUCUCUUCCAACUUUACCCACAGUCUAAAGAACCUUAAGAAUGAAGUUGACAACUAUCUUAAGCUCAGAGCUCCAUUCUCAUUCCUCACUGAACUCAAGAACAAGUACUUGUUGCUUCCAGAGAAUGAAGAUGUAAUUGCAGGUACCAAAUACAAUGCUCCAUUGAUCAACUCGCUCGUUCUCUACAUUGGAACUCAGGCCAUCCCACAAAUCCAAAGAAAAUCAAACAACACCACUCCAACACCAUCACAGAGUGCACCAAUGGAUAUCUUCCAUCGUUUGGCAAUGGAUCUUGAUGCCGAAGGUCGUUAUCUCUUCUUCAAUGCCAUCACCAACCAGUUGAGAUACCCAAACAAUCAUACUCAUUACUUCAGUUGUGUACUUCUCUAUUUGUUUGCCGAGGCCACACAAGAGAUCAUCAAGGAACAAAUCACCAGAGUUCUCUUGGAGAGAUUGAUUUCAAACAAACCACAUCCAUGGGGUCUAUUAAUUACAUUCAUUGAGCUCAUCAAGAAUCCAAGAUACAACUUCUGGAGUCACUCAUUCACCAGAUUGGCACCAGAAAUCGAACAACUAUUUGACUCUGUUGCUAAAAGUUGUAUGAGCAGAGAAUCAUCUCAACCACAACAAACUUCACAACCCCAAAAAUAA
Molecule: messenger RNA, 7068 nt
Organism: Heterostelium album PN500
Lineage: Eukaryota; Evosea; Eumycetozoa; Acytosteliales; Acytosteliaceae
Product: putative CCR4-NOT complex subunit 1
Exons: 6
Coding region: 1-7068 (2355 amino acids)
Biological process (GO): nuclear-transcribed mRNA catabolic process, deadenylation-dependent decay
Cellular component (GO): P-body; CCR4-NOT core complex
Molecular function (GO): molecular adaptor activity
Source: RefSeq, a predicted model, not a curated record